ACCGCUUGCAAGGCAGAACCCGACUGAGUAAACAGCUUCAUACCACGGCAUAUCUUGCUGAAAUUCAACGGGGAAGCUAUCUACCGGCGAUAUUUCUCAUAUAAUAGCAAGACAAGCUCUUCUGAGCUACCAAAAGGGGCAAAAUGGCGAUGAAUCUCGACCUCCAAAAUGCUGCUGUUAUGAAAGAUGAGCAAGGGCGGCCUUUCAUUGUGGUCAGAGAUCAAGGCAAGAAGAAGCGUCAGUAUGGCAACGAAGCCGUGAAGUCGCAUAUCCUUGCCGCCCGAACUGUUGCCAACAUUGUCAAGACCUCCUUGGGUCCCCGUGGCCUCGACAAGAUCCUAAUAUCACCCGAUGGCGACAUCACCGUUACCAACGAUGGAGCCACUAUUCUACAACAAAUGGAGAUUUCCAACCACGUAGCCAAAUUACUUGUCGAACUUUCCAAAUCCCAGGAUGACGAGAUCGGUGAUGGAACUACCGGUGUCGUCGUCUUAGCCGGUGCUCUCUUGGAACAGGCCGCCGAGCUAAUAGAUAAAGGCAUUCACCCUAUCCGAAUAGCAGAUGGUUACGACCAGGCUUGCGAUAUUGCAGUGGCGGAGCUAGAUCGGAUAUCAGACACCAUCGAGUUCAAUAAGGAGAAUACAGAGAACCUUCUUAAGGUUGCACGGACAAGUUUGGGAAGCAAGAUCGUGUCCAAAGCACACGACCAGUUCGCCAAAAUCGCCGUCGACGCCGUUUUAUCCGUUGCCGAUCUCGAGCGAAAAGAUGUCGACUUCGAGUUGAUCAAGGUAGAUGGUAAGGUCGGCGGUGCAUUAGAAGACACUAUUCUGGUAAAGGGUGUGAUAGUCGACAAGGACUUCUCGCAUCCCCAAAUGCCGUCCGAAGUCAAAGAUGCCAAGAUCGCCAUCCUCACAUGCGCGUUUGAGCCGCCAAAGCCGAAGACUAAGCAUAAGUUGGAGAUUACCUCAGUCGAGGAAUUCAAGAAGCUACAGAGCUACGAACGGGAAAAGUUCAUCGAGAUGAUUCAGCAGAUUAAGGACACCGGUGCAAACUUAGCUAUUUGCCAAUGGGGUUUUGAUGACGAGGCAAACCACCUGCUACUACAAAACGAGCUACCAGCCGUACGAUGGGUAGGCGGUCCCGAGAUCGAACUUAUCGCUAUUGCCACGAACGGUAGAAUAGUACCUCGAUUUGAGGAUCUGAAGGCUGAGAAGCUUGGAAGAGCCGGUAUCGUACGAGAGAUGACAUUCGGCACUACGCGGGAGAAGAUGCUCGUUAUUGAAGAGUGCGCUAACACAAGGGCCGUGACGGUGUUUGUCAGGGGAAGUAACAAGAUGAUCAUCGAUGAGGCCCGUCGAUCACUCCACGACGCCCUAUGCGUCGUCCGUAAUUUAGUACGCGACAACCGCGUAGUGUACGGUGGCGGUGCGGCCGAAAUCGCCUGUUCGCUCGCUGUCGAAGAUGCGGCCGUCAAGACCCCAGGUCUGGAGCAGUACGCCAUGCGUGCCUUUGCCGAGGCUCUAGAUGCCGUCCCCAUGGCUCUUGCCGAGAACAGCGGUCUCAACCCCAUCGCUACCCUCGCUGAGGUCAAGUCGCAGCAAGUCAAGGCAGGUGAUGCCGGUCGUGGCAGGCUAGGCGUCGACUGCAUGAGCGGCGGCAGCAACGACAUGAAACAGGCCUUCGUCAUCGACCCCCUGAUCGGUAAGAGGCAGCAGCUCAUGCUGGCUACUCAGUUAUGCCGCAUGGUGCUUAAGGUCAAUAAUGUUAUCGUUAGCGGAUCGGGAGAUCAGGACUUCUAGACGGGCUAAGUUAUCUACGUCUCGCGAUGAGAUACGUAUGUAGAUGGAUAGACGGACUUCGAUGUAAGGACAGUCAAAAACGUCAAGAUACCUCUCCUGCAAUAGACCCCUGAGAUAAGGAAAAAAUUCAUCGCAUGAAGAUCACUAUUAGUACCUACUACUUCAUUGGAACGGAAUUGAAAAAAGUGACGAAUGUACUAUUACUACGGUAUCGGAGUCUUCCCUAAAUAUCCCCUAAUCUGACUACCUAUAUAGGUAACUUACGCAGGUGGGGAUGCCUGUUGUGUAACGUAGG
Messenger RNA from Annulohypoxylon maeteangense, 2094 nucleotides. Its product is annotated as chaperonin Cpn60/TCP-1 family. Gene Ontology annotation, cellular component: chaperonin-containing T-complex. Gene Ontology annotation, biological process: protein folding. The record is from RefSeq and is a predicted model, not a curated record. The transcript has 5 exons. Bases 144 to 1799 code for a protein of 551 amino acids. Gene Ontology annotation, molecular function: ATP hydrolysis activity; ATP binding; ATP-dependent protein folding chaperone. Lineage: Eukaryota; Fungi; Ascomycota; Sordariomycetes; Xylariales; Hypoxylaceae.